Molecule: messenger RNA, 4586 nt
Organism: Pteropus alecto (black flying fox)
Lineage: Eukaryota; Metazoa; Chordata; Mammalia; Chiroptera; Pteropodidae
Gene: USP46
Product: ubiquitin specific peptidase 46
Exons: 9
Coding region: 13-1095 (360 amino acids)
Biological process (GO): protein deubiquitination
Cellular component (GO): cytosol; nucleus
Molecular function (GO): cysteine-type endopeptidase activity; cysteine-type deubiquitinase activity
Source: RefSeq, a predicted model, not a curated record
AUUCUUCACUCGAUGAUGAAUUGUUUCCAGGGCACCAAUGCCUCUGCUCUGGAAAAAGACAUUGGUCCAGAGCAGUUUCCAAUCAAUGAGCACUACUUUGGAUUGGUCAACUUUGGGAACACAUGCUACUGUAACUCCGUGCUUCAGGCCUUGUAUUUCUGCCGACCGUUCCGUGAGAAUGUGCUGGCAUACAAGGCCCAGCAAAAAAAGAAGGAAAACUUGUUGACCUGCCUGGCAGACCUUUUCCACAGCAUUGCCACGCAGAAGAAGAAGGUCGGCGUGAUCCCACCAAAGAAGUUCAUUUCAAGGCUGAGGAAAGAGAAUGAUCUCUUUGAUAACUACAUGCAGCAGGAUGCUCACGAAUUUUUAAAUUAUUUGCUAAACACUAUUGCGGACAUCCUGCAGGAAGAGAAGAAACAGGAGAAACAAAAUGGGAAAUUAAAAAAUGGCAACAUGAACGAACCUGCAGAAAAUAAUAAACCAGAACUCACCUGGGUCCAUGAGAUUUUUCAGGGAACGCUCACCAAUGAAACUCGAUGCUUGAACUGUGAAACUGUUAGUAGCAAAGAUGAAGAUUUUCUUGACCUUUCUGUUGAUGUGGAGCAGAAUACAUCUAUUACCCACUGUCUAAGAGACUUCAGCAACACAGAAACACUGUGUAGUGAACAGAAAUAUUAUUGUGAAACGUGCUGCAGCAAACAGGAAGCACAGAAAAGGAUGAGAGUGAAAAAGCUGCCCAUGAUUCUGGCCCUGCACCUAAAGCGGUUCAAGUACAUGGAGCAGCUGCACAGGUACACCAAGCUCUCUUACCGGGUGGUCUUCCCGCUGGAACUCCGGCUCUUCAACACGUCCAGCGACGCGGUGAACCUCGACCGCAUGUAUGACCUGGUGGCUGUGGUGGUUCACUGUGGCAGCGGUCCUAACCGUGGGCAUUACAUCACUAUUGUGAAAAGUCACGGCUUCUGGCUUUUGUUCGAUGACGACAUUGUAGAGAAAAUUGAUGCCCAAGCUAUUGAAGAAUUCUAUGGCCUGACGUCAGAUAUAUCAAAAAAUUCAGAAUCUGGAUAUAUUUUAUUCUAUCAGUCAAGAGAAUAACUCGGAGAACUGUGGGACGAAGUCAAGUGGGGGAAAAUGUUCAAAGCACUAUUCCCUGGUUUCUCUGCAGACUUUCUUCUUCCCCAGCAGAUCACCAGUGGUAUUACUCCAAGUCUCAGUGGUCUGGCUGCAUUAGACUCUCCCUUUGUUUUUUUACAUGCAGCACUAUUUGUGGUUUUAUUUUAGUCUGAGGUAGAAUUAACUGCGAUCAGAUUGUAGUAAGAUUUAUAUGAAUAACAGUUGCUAAUUUUAGGGUUGGGUAAAUGUUGUGCCACUGGCUAUGUCUGGCCGAAUUCGAAUGACACUGCCUACAAAUGUCUGUGGUCUAUUUUGGGUCUUUGCUAAACUUCCUAAAUGGCUUCCAGGGUCUCCUUUCAAUGCAUUCCUUUAACUUGUCCCUGGAAACAUUAGCUUCUUUGCCUCUUACCUGAUAGAAGAAUUGGGUACAUGUUCAUUUUUUAGGGCUGCAACUAUAGCUUUAAGUGUGUGCAAGUGAAAAUGUUUAAAAGUGAGUAAACUCUAUACUAAAAUCAUCCUCCAGCUGGAAUCGAGUGAAGAGCUGUUCAUGGUGGCUCGUGUCUGACCCGGGCUGUGCUCACCUAGCUGUUAGAAUUCCCGGGCCAGAGAAGGUAGGGAGCUCCGGACAGGCAAAGCUGAGAGUAGGAAGCUUUUACAGACAGUGAAAAGUUACUUUUUUAAUCUUUCUACCAAAACCAAGUUUCAGGAAAAUAACUCUAAUGUUUGUUUUUAGUGACACUUUCUUCUGUAAGGUCCUGUGAAUUGUAUCUACCCUUUAUCUGGCAUUGAUUGUUAAGCUUCCCAAGACAUCUCUCCAGACACGCUGGUGUUUCGCGGUCCGUGGCCACAGGGUUCGGGCACCGUGGUGACCGCCGCCAGCGCAGCCCUCCUUAGCCGGUUGGUACCAACAUCGCUUUUGUCAGGAAGGACGAAGGCUCUGCACCUUUACCGUCAACCUCAUUGUACAGCCGUUCACUUUUUAACAUUUCAGUCUGUUCACUGAGGCACUGGCAAGGCCUAGGGCUAGUGUGGAACCUUCCCUGGAGGGAGUGCUGGAGGGGGCUGGGUGCGAAGCUGGGUCGAAGGAGGCGGCAGUGCGCGCCGAGUCAAAGAGACCGAGGGCUGCUUAGGCUCAGGCUCCUAGAAUGCUUGACAAGACAGUUUUUUGGAAGAACCUCAUCUCACCAUAGUUACUUUGACUUUUUUCACUUUUGUUAUAUACAUAUUUAUUAGAUCAUUUGAGUAUUGGUACCUUUUAUUAAAAGGGUCGAUGUGGUGUUUUGCCUUUGAGCUGGUUUUUGGUUUCCUACAAAUACUCUGAGUCAUAGACCUUCCUUUGGGAAGUCAGUUGAUUUCCAUACACUAUGAUAUACUGUGAACAUAUAGUUACCUGAUAAAUCAGCAAAGGAACAUGCAAACGUUUGGCAUAAUGUGAACUAAAAUUGAAAUCGAAAAUGUUAGUGGCCAUUUUGCAACAAUUAAGAGCAUAGCACUUUAUCUAGAUGAAAACUGGAUUCCUAAUCUUUGAAAUAUCUUGAACCGUUAAUAUUGCUCAGAACUUAAGUAAGCAUGCAAACACUUCAUUUGUUCAUGCUUGGAGUGAAAUGUUUUACCUUUCACUGGAGAGGACAAAAACAGGGUGAUCUUCAUGUUGUUUUAUACGAGUGACAAAAAUAUACCUUGCCUUGUUAGAGGCAAAUUCAUAUUUAUAAAUAUUUUGUCUGUUUUUCCUCCAUGAAACAUAUGCAGUAAUCACUUACCAGGAAGGUGAGUUUUUAUUGUUUUUAAGGAGAGACACUUUUCCAAUUGAUCGAUAUAGGGAACUGUUUGUACUAUGUAUAACUCAUGUAUUUGAUUGUAGGUUGCAAAGUUUAAAAAGUGAUGGUUGAUAUCUAAUAUAUUUGGAACUGAUUCAUAAGCAAAACUAUUAAAAUUAUCUUUGAAAUGACUUUUGAAGCUAAUUUAUUAGAAAAAAAAUUUUCAUUUGGAAGCCUAUAGAAGUAAUAUCUAAAUGCCAAGUCAUAGAUUCAGUACCUUUUUUUGGAUGUGUAAAGAGUUUUUUUUCCAGUGACUAAACUGAAGUAAUUCCUUUUCAUAGAAAGGGUCAGUUAAAAGUCAAUAUUCAUGGAUAGAUUUUUAGAAUUAAAAAAAUAAGUAUGGAAGAUAAUGCAAAGACAUUGGAAUGGUUGUGCGAUACAGGAGAAGAAGAUUGGAAAAGACCAAACGCAUUUAUCCACCAACACUUCAUCAGUUUUUUAGACAUUAGAGCUAUCUGGUAACUUCUUUCCUCUUCCUCUUCAGCUAAUGAAACAAACACUAGGCAGCUACAUUCCACCCCCCCCACCCCCACCCCGGUCAUUUCACUUUAUGUAAAAACAGUAGCAUGCAAACACUUUUUAGUUUUUUUUUAAUCCCUCAUUCAUCACAUAAAGCAGAGAUUGGUGUGGGAUAUGUAAGACCAUUCUGAGGUCAACGAUAGCACAAAGACUCAGCAAUAUUCCCUCAAAUGGCCAGGGUUUUUGCGUGUCAUUUUCUGGCAGGAGUGAGUAGGCCUGCUGUAUUUCUUUUAACUGCUGGGUGUUUUAAAAUAAGUUACAGUGUUUUACACUUAAAAAAGAGAAGAAAUAUUUCCUUUAUUUGUUACUUACUAGUUUAGCAUCUAGAUUAUGGUACAGUAUGCUAAAAAGUCAUUUGCGUAAAGGCAAAUUUUGGUAAAAUGUGGACAUCAGUCCUGGUGUGUUGAUUCAUUUUCCAUUCCGAGGCAGCACCAAGUGGCCUGUUUUGGAGAGAGCCAAGGAACAACACAAGAGGAUGUUGUUUUGAAUAGUAAGCCAGUCGUAUUUGGUUUUAUAGCCUGGUAUAUUUUGGAUUUCAGAUGAAAUGGAGAAAAAAAAUGACAGAAAUGGUCCCUAUGAAUUUAUUUUCAUGGAUACCCUUAAUUUCAUGGGCAUGCCUAACAAUGAACUAUGUUCUAACUGGAGCUUAGGACUUAUUUUAGAUAUUAGAGCGUAGCUUUAUUACAGAUGGAUUUUAUCUUUAAACAUUGCAUUUUGAUCAACUUUGUAUAUUUAUGUGUAUUAAAAUAUUGUGCACUAAAUGUUUUGCCCUUGUUUGCUAUCAUAUGGUCAAGGCAUUUAUCAGCAAUAUUGUGAUUCACUCAUGUAAAUGGCAUGGGUCAGGGAAAAUUAUUUCCUGCUUUUCUGCCUAAUUAAAUUUCUGUUUUCCAGUAUUACAUUAAUUUAUUUUUUGCUUCCAUUUCUGUGUAACAAAAAUAGUUACUGUAUGUGUGUGGCAUUCAUAUGAUUUUGUUGCUAAGAAAACAUAGUUUUUAUUUAAAAUAAUCUGUACCUUAGUUUUUUUUAAUGUAACCAAUUCAAGCACUUUAAGCAAUAAUGUCAAUCUUGUGAAAUUUCAAUCAGUUUAACACCCUGCCUCUAAAAUUGUUGCAAAAUAAAUAAAUAAAUAAAUAGGUU